Heterobasidion irregulare TC 32-1 is the source of this 1131-nucleotide messenger RNA. RefSeq lists its product as uncharacterized. NCBI's taxonomy places the organism in Eukaryota, Fungi, Basidiomycota, Agaricomycetes, Russulales, Bondarzewiaceae. Gene Ontology annotation, biological process: catechol-containing compound metabolic process. Gene Ontology annotation, molecular function: ferric iron binding; catechol 1,2-dioxygenase activity. The record is from RefSeq and is a predicted model, not a curated record. Bases 1 to 978 code for a protein of 325 amino acids. The transcript is spliced from 8 exons.
AUGUCGGCCAACUCCACAGCAUCACAGCCUCAGUCUAAUGGCAUUCCGCCGCCAAAGCUAGAGCUACCGUACCCAGACAGGCCGGAGAUUGUCACAGCCAACAUCCUAAAGUUGACUGAGCUAGUUCCAGACCAACGCACGAAAGAGGUCCUUACCGCCCUGGUCACCCAUCUACACCAGUUCGUCCAAGAAACAAAAUUGUCGACUGAGGAAUGGACGAAGGGCAUGGAAUUCCUGACGGAAGUGGGGGAGUUGUGCACUCCUUUGCGCCAGGAAUACAUCAUGCUGUCUGAUGUUCUCGGUGUGUCUGCCCUAGUGGAUACAAUGAAUAACCCGCCAUUGAAGAACGCUACGGAGAGUUGUCUUCUUGGCCCUGCAUUUACGGAUGACGCUCCAGAGGUCAACUAUGGAGGUGCCAUCAUCGACGGCGAGCACGGCAUCGGAAAUGCGGAAUAUCUGUUUCUUGAGGGCCGCGUGCUCACCACAGACGGGAAGCCCAUCGAUGGCGCUGUCGUGGAAACUUGGGAAACCGACGAGAAUGGGCUGUACGAUGUGCAAUACAAUGUUCGCGACAAGCCGAAUGGAAGGGGCCGACUGCGCACCAAUUCUGAAGGGAAAUUUGCGUUCCGCGGCGUCGUGCCUCUUGCUUAUCCUAUGCCAGAUGAUGGCCCGGUGGGAAAGCUCCUCAGGGUAUGGAACCGGCACAACAUGCGGGCAGCCCACGUCCACCUUAUCAUCAAAGCUGCUGGCUUCCGCACCUUGACUACGCAGCUGUACCCGGCGGGCGACAAAUGGGCCAAUACCGACGUCGUCUUUGGGCCCAAGAAGUCACUCGUGAUCACUUUGAAAGACGUCCAAGAUCCCGAAGAGGCGGCCAAACGAGGCAUCCCAAACAGCGCGCCGUUCAAGUUAGCCCAGUAUGACUUUGUCCUGCUGUCUGAAGCAGAGGUGGAGGCGCACGCUGCAACCCCAUUGUAAAAGUGAAGUUUGAAGCACCGUCGCAAGACAACCAAACAGGCGUGUUUGCGAUCGACGCUGCCCACAAACGUUCCAGUUUCAUCCCGGUCCUUUCUUGCAGACACCUGUGACACUAAAUUUGAUUUCAACAUGCAAUGUUUCGUCAGCCCAAAA